AUGAUGCAAGCCUUGUUUGAUGACGAUGGAGCUGUUCAGCAGUCAUGUGAUAGUUUUGAAGGAGACGUUACAGAAACAAGGGGAAUCUGGUAUUACCAAGAUAUAUAUGCUUCGUUUAGAUUUGAAGGAUGGUACAGACUACCGAUUGGAAACUGGCAACUUCCUGCACAAAGUCAAAUGUACAGUGUGUGUGGUACUGUAGGAUAUUUCGUAGUUCUUACAGAGGAGCUACCGUCUACAUUAGGAGAGGAGCCUAAAGAGAUUAAUACCUGCGUGGUAAAUGAAGAACUAAGCCCCCACUGCAUGAUAAAUAUCGUUGUCAAAAUACGUCUAUGUGGUGAAAGACUGCAUUACUAUCUUCCUUAUUUGGCCUGGCAGCAUCCAUGGACGCCUUACUGUUUCGUUCCAAGCUCUGCAGUUUAUCUUCCACCCGGACUUAUUGUGAAAGUCCAACCAGAACUCGUUUAUACAGAAGAAGAUAUUGGUGGUCGACAAAUGUUAACACCUUCCUUACAGUUUAAAUGUAUUCCAGAAACAAACAGAACAUUGAACAACAAAGUUAAAUGGUACAUUAAUAAUGUGUUUAUUAAAGAAUACGGACCAUCAACAGUUGCUGAAGAAUUAGCUUUGAAUGAAAAAGAUAUGGGCGUAGAUGGUCUCGGCUUUGAGGUAAAAUGUGGAGUGAUAGAAGUCAAUGAAACAGCAGAAUCAAGUGAGACUUUCAGUCAAUCGUUCUAUGCUGGAUUUCAGACUUCAUCAGAAGAAAUAACCGUCAGUAAAAGCAGUUUUGAGGAAGUUACAGUACAACAAACUGUUCCCAUGGGAUGCAGGUAUAUUGAGGGUGAAGCCACGUCUUGUUCCACUACAGUGUCUUUAUACGAUGGUAAUCUGAGUGAACACCCAUGUGAAGCUGGAAUAUCUGCGGUUAACGCUGAUAAUGAUGAUAUGUGCACAAACCAAAUACAAACUCUGCAAAAGAAAGAUUCGUGGGACUCUAAUAAGAAAUAUAAAUUUCGAGUUUCUACUGUUGAUAGUAAUUAUGAUGACGGGAAAGAGUUUGGUGUUCGUGUACAAAUAGGAAGUACGGUAGAUCAUGCAAUAUGGAAAGGAUACACAAUUGAAAAUAUCAAGGUGAAAGUGACUGAUACUGGAACAUAUCAAAACAAAAUGUGCUACUCGCACGUGGAUCCACACAUGAGAACUGGUGAUGGAAGGUCGUAUGAAAACCAAAGAGAAGGAUAUUACAUGUUGUUUCAACACAAAAGCAGUGACAUUGAAGUACAGGAAAGAACGAAAUACUGCUUUGGUGGUGGUAGGGGACCAGUUUGCGCAUGUGCUAUUGCCGUUCGUGCUGGUGCUGAUGUAUUUAUGAUCAACCGCUGUGGAACAAUAAACUUCCUCGACUUCGUCAGUUGUGAUGAUGGUGGAAUUAUUCAAGUAGAAAAGUUAAAUGAUGCAACUUAUAAGAUAAUCACACCAACCGGAACGCAAGUUAUUGUAAAUUUACUCGGGGGAUAUUACCAGAACACUAUGAAUAUUGAUAUAAUUAUGUCACCAAAAGAUCUUGGGAACACACAGGGAUUAUGCGGAAACUUUGAUGGGGAUCCGAAUAAUGAUUUCGUAUUAAAAGAUGGGACCCAAGCAAGCAAUAACAACGAUUACAGGUUUUCUGAAAGCUGGAGGUUGCCGGGAAAUAUCAACCUGUUCACGCUGUCUAAACGUGUCUUAGAAAAUUGGGCUGCUAGGAAUGAAGUGACGUGUCGUUGUGUAGACGGUAUUUGUACUGUGCAAAAGCGACGUGAAUGUGGUCGAACAGCAAAUUCAAUAACAAAGAAAAAGUGCGACAUACACAGCCGAAAGAAACGUGAGAUGGGAGCUGAAAAGCAUCAGCAAGAAAUAGAUCGUCUCUAUAAGUUAAUGCAGACAUCCAGACCUGUAAUCGUAAAGCGAAGUACAGAAGAAACUAAUAUAACAGCUGAUGAAGCUAAGACAAUAUGUCGAGAGUCAAUUUACUCAAGUCCGGCCAUCAGGGAAAUGCCAGAUAAAACUGCAGGUGAAGACCCUGAAGAAGUUAUAAGACAGUGUAUUUUUGACGUACAGGAAUCAAACGACAAAUCUUGGGCGAGUGUGCAUGUCGAUGCUGUCAACACAAUAGCAAAAACGAUUUUGGACCUGAAUCCGGUGUAUGUCGCAAACAAAACUGAUGAUGUAGAAAUAUUCCUAAAACAAACCUGUGUGGGUAAUUGCAGUGGCAAUGGAUUGUGUCUAGACACAGGUGAGUGUAACUGUACAACCUGGUACAGGGGAUCUGACUGCAGUUAUGAUCUACGUGUGCCUGUGGUAAUAGAAGAUAUCCAAGGCGGAGGGGAAUGUGACAAAGCCAAUUCUUCUGACUGCACUUGUUUUACUAUUCGAACAGAUAACAUCUUUGAUGGAUUCUAUUGUCAAAUAUCUAUUUCCAGGAUAAAUAAAACUGGUCAAGAACAAACUUUAGUUGAGAGCUAUAAAGAAAAGGGUGGAUAUGAAGAUAUUUUCACAGGCACGUGUUGCUUAACAUCCGAACAAGAAGAUUUGUCAUCGGAAAUGACAGAUUAUGUUCACGUGUAUAGGUUCUCCGCAAGCAAUGACGGAAACAACUUUGGAGAUCCACAAACAGUUUAUGUGUAUGAUACAACGUGUCAUGAUGUUUAUAUAAAUGGAACAAAUUAUGUGGUUACUCUUAAGGACAACUUUUGUUUCAUCGAGGGUCAGUGUUUCUAUGAAGGGGAAGUGUCAAUGACAAGUUGCAUGUUUUGUAACUCAACUGAAAAUGCUCGAAACUGGACAGAGUACAACCAGUGUUUGAAUGGAGGAACUUGUGCCUAUCGUGACAACCAACAUGCAUGUGAUUGUACUGCAGGAUAUACAGGAAGUACUUGCGAAACAGAUAUAGAUGAAUGUUUGUCACUUCCUUGUAAGAAUAACGGCACGUGCGUUGAUGUUGUCAAUGGAUACAUUUGCAAUUGCUCGGAUGGAUAUGAAGGUCAAAGCUGCGAAACUGAUAUAGACGAUUGUGUAGAAAACCCAUGCGGGACUGGAGGUGAAUGUGUGGAUAAAGUGAAUGGAUUCAGUUGCAACUGUAGACAAGGUUACACUGGUGAUGUUUGUGAAACAGAUAUAGACGAAUGUUUAUCUCAGCCAUGUACGAAUGGGGGUUUGUGCGUAGAUCAGGUCAAUGGGUACAAUUGUACAUGUGUUGAUGGCUAUGGGGGCGCCACGUGCGAUACUGAGAUAGACGAAUGUUUGUCGGAUCCUUGUCAAUAUGGGAACUGUACUGAUAUAUUUACUGGCUAUGUGUGUACCUGUUUGGAGGGAUAUGAAGGACAAAAUUGUGAAAUAGAUACCAAUGAUUGUGUACCGUACCCGUGUCAACAUGAUGGUACUUGUAUGGAUUUUGUCAAUUCCUAUAAAUGUACUUGUGCAGAUGGCUAUAAUGGAACUCACUGUGAAAUAGAUAUAAAUGAGUGUGAAUCCAGUCCGUGUCAGAAUGAAGCCGAAUGUAAAGAUGAUGUCAAUCAAUAUUCAUGCACGUGUAAACCUGGAUACAUUGGGACCCACUGUGAAACAAACAUAGAUGAAUGUCAAUCCAAUCCGUGUCAGAAUGAAGCCCAAUGCAUCGAUGAAGUCAAUCAAUAUUCAUGUUCGUGCAAAGAUGGGUACACGGGAAUCCAUUGUGAAACAAAUAUAGAUGAGUGUCAAUCCAGUCCUUGUCAGAAUGACGCUGAAUGCAUCGAUGGAGUCAAUCAAUAUUCAUGUACGUGUAAGGCAGGCUACACUGGCACCCAUUGUGAAACAGAAAUAGACGAGUGUCAGUCGAGUCCAUGUCAGAACGGAGCUGAUUGUACUGACAAAGUGAAUGAAUAUUCAUGUACGUGUAAAGAUGGCUACACCGGAACCCAUUGUGAAACAAAUAUAAACGAAUGUCUAUCGAACCCGUGUCAGAAUGAAGCCGAAUGCGUGGACGAGGUCAAUCAGUAUUCAUGCACGUGUAAAGCUGGCUACACAGGCAUUCAUUGUGAAACAAAUGUAAAUGAGUGUCAAUCCAGUCUUUGUCAGAAUGACGCUGAAUGCAUUGAUGGAAUCAAUCAAUAUUCGUGUACGUGUAAAGCUGGCUACACUGGCACACAUUGUGAAACAGAAAUAGACGAGUGUCAAUCGAAUCCAUGUCAGCAUGAAGCCGAAUGUAGAAACGAGGUCAAUCAAUAUUCAUGUUCGUGUAAAGAUGGCUACACCGGGACCAAUUGUGAAACAAACAUAGAUGAAUGUCAAUCAAACCCUUGUCAGAAUGAAGCCGAAUGCAUCGAUGACGUCAAUCAAUAUUCAUGUACGUGUCAAGAUGGAUACACAGGCAGCUAUUGUGAAACAAAUAUAAAUGAGUGUCAAUCGAGUCCGUGUCAGAAUGAUGCUGAAUGCAUUGAUGGAAUCAAUCAAUAUUCAUGUACGUGUAAAGCUGGCUACACUGGCACCCAUUGUGAAUCAGAAAUAAACGAGUGUCAAUCGAGUCCAUGUCAGAAUGAAGCCGAAUGCAUUGAUGAUGUCAAUCAAUAUUCAUGUACAUGUAAAGCUGGCUACACGGGUACCCAUUGUGAAGCAAAUAUAAAUGAAUGUCAAUCCAACCCAUGUCAGAACGAAGCCGAAUGCAUCGAUAAAGUUAACCAAUAUUCAUGCACGUGUAAAGAUGGAUACACAGGCGUCCGUUGUGAAACAGAAAUAAAUGAGUGUCAAUCCAACCCGUGUAAGAACGACGCCGAGUGUGUUGACGAAGUCAAUCAAUAUUCAUGUAUGUGUAAAGACGGCUACACAGGUACCCAUUGUGAAACAGAUAUAAAUGAGUGUGAAUCGAACCCUUGUUUGAACGAAGCCAAGUGCAUAGAUGGUGUCAAUCAAUAUUCAUGCACGUGUAAAGAUGGCUACGAGGGAAAUCAUUGUGAAACAGAUAUAAACGAGUGCCAAUCAAAUCCCUGCCAGAAUGAAGCCGAAUGUAAAGAUGACGUGAAUCAAUAUUCGUGUACGUGUAAAGAAGGCUACACGGGCACCGAUUGUGAAAUAGACAUAGAUGAGUGUAAAUCCAGCCCAUGCCAAAAUGAUGCACUUUGUAUAGAUGGCGUCAAUCAAUAUUCAUGUACGUGUAAAGAUGGCUUUUCCGGCAUCCAUUGCGAAACAAAUAUAGAUGAUUGCGAAUCUAACCCAUGUCAAAAUGACGCCGAAUGUGUAGAUCAAGUCAACCAAUAUUCAUGCUCGUGUAAAUAUGGCUAUAUGGGUGACCAUUGCGAAACAGAUAUUAAUGAUUGUCACUCAAAUCCGUGUCGUAACGGAGGCAAAUGUAUCGAUGAUGUCAAUAAAUAUUCAUGUGGUUGUCCAGACGGCUAUACGGGUGUCCAUUGUGAGACAGAUAUAAAUGAGUGUCUGUCCAAUCCGUGUAAGAAUGAGGCAAAGUGCAUCGAUGAAGUCAAUCUAUAUCAAUGUACGUGUAAAGAUGGCUUCACAGGAAUGCAUUGUGAAACAGAAAUAGACGAAUGUUUAUCCAACCCAUGCUACAAUGAUGCUGAAUGUAUUGAUGAAGUCAAUGGAUACACUUGUACAUGCAGUAAUGGAUAUGAAGGAAUUGACUGUAAAAUAGAAAUAAAUGAAUGUGAAUCUAGUCCGUGUCACAAUGGAGCUGAUUGUAUUGAUGGAAUCGAUAGCUACAGUUGUACUUGUAAAGACGGAUACAAAGGCAGUAAUUGUGAAAUAGACAUUGAUGAAUGUUUACCAGAUCCAUGUCGUCAUGGAGGCACGUGCGUUGAUCUUGUGAACGAGUACCAGUGUAAAUGUGUAGAUGGCUACAACGGAACCAACUGUGAAACUGAAAUAAAUGAAUGUGAAUCUAGUCCGUGUAAGAAUGGAGCUGAAUGCGUCGACAAUGUUGAUAGCUAUAUUUGUACGUGUAAAGAUGGAUACGAAGGCAUUAAUUGUGAAAUAGACAUUGAUGAAUGUUUACCAGAUCCAUGUCGUCAUAAAGGCACGUGCGUUGAUCUUGUGAACGAGUACCAGUGUAAAUGUGUAGAUGGCUACACCGGAACCAACUGUGAAACUGAAAUAAAUGAAUGUGAAUCUAGUCCGUGUCAGAAUGGAGCUGAAUGCGGCGACAAUGUUGAUAGCUAUAUUUGUACGUGUAAAGAUGGAUACGAAGGCAUUAAUUGUGAAAUAGACAUUGAUGAAUGUUUACCAGAUCCAUGUCGUCAUGGAGGCACGUGCGUUGAUCUUGUGAACGAGUACCAGUGUAAAUGUGUAGAUGGCUACACCGGAACCAACUGUGAAACUGAAAUAAAUGAAUGUGAAUCUAGUCCGUGUAAGAAUGGAGCUGAAUGCGUCGACAAUGUUGAUAGCUAUAUUUGUACGUGUAAAGAUGGAUUCGAAGGCAUUAAUUGUGAAAUAGACAUUGAUGAAUGUUUACCAGAUCCAUGUCGUCAUGGAGGCACGUGCGUUGAUCUUGUGAACGAGUACCAGUGUAAAUGUGUAGAUGGCUACAACGGAACCAACUGUGAAACUG
This is a messenger RNA of Ruditapes philippinarum (Manila clam), 6571 nucleotides long. RefSeq names its product neurogenic locus Notch protein-like. The transcript is spliced from 51 exons. Gene Ontology annotation, molecular function: calcium ion binding. The annotation marks the transcript as partial. NCBI's taxonomy places the organism in Eukaryota, Metazoa, Mollusca, Bivalvia, Venerida, Veneridae. The record is from RefSeq and is a predicted model, not a curated record.